Molecule: messenger RNA, 1691 nt
Organism: Anopheles merus
Lineage: Eukaryota; Metazoa; Arthropoda; Insecta; Diptera; Culicidae
Exons: 4
Coding region: 106-1527 (473 amino acids)
Source: RefSeq, a predicted model, not a curated record
GGUCCUUCCCAUUUUCGUGUGGAAUAUUCCAGGCGCACAGUUGUGUGGUGCGUUCUUUGUUUCGGACCUUUAAGCAGUGUGCAGUGGUUUGUGUGGUUGGCCGGAAUGCCGGAAGAACAGAUCCCACUGGAUGAGUACCAGCGCCCUGGGUCCUCCUCCUCGUCAGCGCCCAGAUCCCGGCAACCGUCGGUCGGGGAGCUUCAGGAAAGUGGACCACACGAGCACGGCGGGGGACACUUUGUGGCGAUACGGAACAUGCUGAACGCGACGCGUUACCGCCCAGUGGCCCGUAUUGCGCCGCUGGAACCAUCGUUCGUGCCCGCGCCCCAACGCUACUUCCCGAUAGUUAUACCCGCCGAACCGACGAUUGAGGAGCUGCUGCGCCAGGCCGCUGGCACCCAGGAGCUGGCGACGGUGAGCGAGAUCAAGCUGAAGGUCAUCUCGCACAUGACCAGCCUGCAGCGGAUACCGUGCUUCAUACCGCAGCUACGGUCCCUCAUCCUGGAGGGCAGCAUCGUGAUGACCUUGCGCGAUCUCGGCUGUGAUAUGACGUUUCUGCGCUACCUGAACGUGUCCCGGUGCAGCCUGAAGCAUCUGGACGGGACCACGGGGCUAGAAUCGCUCGAGGAGCUGGUGGCCGACUACAAUCUGAUCCAAGAGGUGGGACCGUGCACGAAUCUGAUCAACAUUAAGAAAAUUAGCCUCAAAGGCAAUCGUAUCACCGACGUGGGCAGUGUCACCUUUCUAGCGCUCUGCGAAAAGCUGGAAGUGUUGGAUCUGAGGGAAAACUUUGUCGCAGAUGAUCCCUCCUUCUGGCACGUGCUGCGUACCAACAUUCCCCAGCUGCGGUGUCUGAACGAUACGCAGUGUCGGGAGCUGGCGAACGAUGAUACGGACCUAUCCAGCUCCGACUAUCGAUCGUCCAGCUCGGGAAGCAGUGAGGAUGUGCAGCGGGGUCGCUGGGAAGGGCCUGUGGCAGCGAGUGCAAGGGAAGAUGUACCACACCCUCCAGGGGCUAGUGUACUGCGACGUCCCAUAACGUCCGCUUCCGUGGAGCGACGUGUUACGGUGGAGCUACUGGAUCAGCAACGUCCUUCAACGGCUGAUCCAGUGAAGAUCAAAGCCCAGCUCACCUCGGGCGAACCGGUAGUGGGCAGUGUCAUCACAAAGGCCCGGCGUCGCCGCCGUCAGCGUACCGCAUGGGGCGAAUCCACCUCCUGCUCCAGCGUGAGCAGCUCCGAAUCAUCAUCGUCGUUUGCGAAAGAUUUCCCCGACCGAUUGCCCCAGAAGGUGGUCGAUCUGGAGCUCGGCGUAAUCGGUCAGGGUGAGACGUCGCGUGGCCAACAGCAGCAGCAGCAGCAGCAGCAUCGGACGGCCGUGUCCGCCACCGAACCGGACGAUGACAACGACCCGCAGAGCUUGUUGCGUGCCGCACGCCUAUGGCGCCAGCGAUCGUUGCAAACGCGCGAAACGAUACGCGAACAAGAGCAAAUGCUAAUUUUGCGGCAGCUGCACGAUGAGGACUAGAGCGGAACCGCCUCGCAAUGCCAUGUGUGGAGGGGUUUGAAUUUGAUUGUAGAAAGUUUCAUUACGUGCGGUUAAGCGGUAGAGGUAGCAGUAGAUGCAAUGUUUGUUUGUUUUUCGUUCUUUGGUUGAAAUAAAGCACCCCCGGUUUAGUACGCGAGUUGUGU